ACUUGCAGUGUCCUGCUGUGUCGCGUGGUUGUGUGUGGUUGUGCAACUUGAAGUGUUUUUUGCCGCUGCGUUAUCUCGGAUUUUGUCUCUCUAAUGGCAUCGCCCGAGUCAAAGUCUCCCGAGCAGUCCGAGAAAAGUCGAAAGUACGACAGGCAGUUGAGAUUAUGGGGCGACCAUGGCCAAGCAACGUUAGAGGCGGCGCACGUCUGUGUGAUAAACGCUACUGCGCUCGGUACGGAGAUACUGAAAUCGUUAGUACUUCCAGGUAUAGGAGCGUUCACGAUAGUCGAUGGCAAGAAGAUUACUGACGACGACAUCGGAGCCAACUUCUUUCUAGAAGCCGAUAGCGUCGGGAAGUCCAGGGCGCAAGUAGCUACCCAAAUGCUAUUGGAGCUGAAUCCAGACGUGACGGGUGAUUACAUCGACGAAGAGCCUGAACAGAUCUUGUCCAAUAGUCCGGAUUUCUUUAACAGCUUCACCGCGGUCGUGGCGACUGCACUAAGUGAGAAAACGCUAGUUCUGCUGUCGCAGAGACUCUGGGAGCUGAAUAUUCCUCUAAUAGUGUGCAAGAGUAUAGGGUUCAUCGCGUACAUGCGCAUUCAGAUAAACGAGCACACGGUGGUGGAGACGCAUCCGGACAACGAAGCGCCAGAUCUGCGGCUGGACAAGCCGUUCGACAGCCUGAAGAAGCACCUGGACUCCAUCGACUUGGACGAAAUGAGCUUCAAGGACCACUGUCACGUGCCGUAUCUGGUCCUCUUGUACAAAUACCUGGGCAAGUGGAUUUCGGAGCACGGCGCGCUGCCGAGGACCUACAAGGACAAGGAGAGGCUCAAGGAGACGAUAAAGAACGGCAUGAGGCGCGACGAGCACGAUUCGUCCAACAGCGAGGAGAACUUCGAGGAGGCUAUAAAGGCUGUGAAUACAUGUGUAAGAACGAGCGAUGUCCCCGACAGCGUCGUAAAUAUCUUCAAUGACGACCGCUGCGUCAAUCUAACGGCGAAGAGCAGCUCCUUCUGGAUUAUCACGAAGGCGGUGCGCGAUUUCAUUGAUAACGAGGGAGGAGGACUCCUGCCGCUCAAGGGCGCGCUGCCCGACAUGACCGCAGACACCGAGAAGUACAUUACACUUCAACAAAUUUAUCACAAACAAGCAUCAACGGACGCGGAGGCCGUAUGGCGACGCGUUUUGCAGUUGCUGCGUCAGUUGGGACGACCAUCAGACUCGAUCUCGGAGAAAGACGUCAAGCUAUUCUGCAGGCAUGCCAGUGAUAUUUACGUGGAGAGGGGAAGCUGCAUCGCAGACGAAUACGAUUCCAAGGUUUUCGAUGCUAAUGUGAUAGUUCAAAAUCUCGAGAAUCCCGAGAGUAUGAUGAUCUACUACGUCAUGCUACGAGGGGUGGACAAGUUCCAAGCGGAGUACAACUCUUACCCCGGCGAGUUCGAUAAUCAAGUGGAGCCCGAUAUUGUGAAGCUCAAGGCGUGCGUCACGAAGUUGCUGAGCGAAUGGGGAUGCGGACCGUUGGCCAAGGACGAUUACGUGCACGAGUUCUGUCGCUUCGGCGGCGCGGAAUUGCACUCGGUCUCGGCGUUUCUCGGUGGCCUGGCGGCGCAGGAGACCAUCAAGCUGAUCACGAAUCAAUACAAGCCCGUUCACAACACUUUCAUCUACGACGCCGUCACGUCGAACUCGGAGACCUUCUUCUUUGCUAAUAGUAUAGACUACAAGAUGAAAAAGAAAAGAACGCGGGAUCUAGCGGGAUCUGCAACUAAAGUCUACACGAAAAUCCGUCGGAUUAGGUUGGCACUCGCUCGGUCUUGUGAUCGAACAGCUGAACGAGACGAAGAGCACGAGACACGGAGACAGAACGGGAAUCAGUCCUUUUCCGAGCAGGAUUAUUUCUGCGUAAAUCAACGUCGGACUCCGACAGCAACCAUGGUGGACCGAGCGAACAUCAAGCAAAUUAUACCGGCGCUGCCGGACGAGAAGAUCGAUAUGCUGGCAGCUACGAGCGUUCUGCAGCAGCAGGCAGCUGACAUUAGGAAUCAGCGAAUCAACUGGCAGUCGUACUUGCAAUCGCAGAUGAUAUCGAAAGAGGACUAUGACUUUAUAGCAGCCUUUGACACGAGCGACACGAAAGCCAGGGAGAACAAGCUGAAGGAGAAUCCACAUCAAGCGGCUAAAACGUUUCUCAAUCUGCUCGGUCAUGUCUCCAAGGAUCAGACAAUCCAGUAUAUCCUGACGAUGAUUGAUGACAUGCUGCAGGAGGAUCGCAAUCGCGUAGAAAUCUUCCGCGAGCAUUCCACGCGUAAACGAGAGUCCGUUUGGGGGCCGUUCCUCAAUCUGUUGAAUCGGCAAGACGGCUUCAUAAUGAACAUGACGUCGCGCAUUAUAGCCAAGCUGGCCUGCUGGAGCCACGAUCUCAUGGAGAAGACCGAUCUGCAGUUCUACUUGACUUGGCUCAAGGAUCAGUUGAAACUCAGCAACAACGAAUACAUCCAGUCGGUGGCGCGAUGCCUGCAAAUGAUGCUCCGCAUAGACGAGUAUCGCUUCGCAUUCGUGUCGGUCGACGGGAUUUCGACCCUCCUCAGCGUCCUGUCCGGUAGGGUAAACUUCCAAGUGCAAUAUCAGCUUAUUUUCUGCCUGUGGGUACUUACCUUCAAUCCUCUCUUGGCGGAGAAAAUGAACAAAUUCAACGUUAUACCCAUCCUCGCCGAUAUACUCAGCGACUCCGUCAAGGAGAAAGUAACGCGCAUCAUACUCGCCGUGUUCAGGAACUUGAUCGAGAAAGUGGAGGACGGCCAGGUCGCCAAGGAGCACUGCAUCGCCAUGGUGCAGUGCAAGGUGCUGAAGCAGCUCUCCAUACUGUGCCAGCGUAAAUUCGACGACGAGGACAUCACCGACGACAUCGAGUUCCUCAACGACAAGCUGCAGGCGUCCGUGCAGGAUCUCAGCUCGUUCGACGAGUACUCGACGGAGGUGAAAUCCGGCCGCCUCGAGUGGUCGCCCGUUCACAAGUCGGGCAAGUUCUGGCGCGAGAACGCCAGCCGCCUCAACGAGAAGAAUUACGAGCUGCUGCGGAUCCUGGUGCACCUGCUGGAGACCAGUAAAGACCCGCUCGUCCUCAGCGUGGCCAGCUUCGACAUAGGCGAAUACGUGCGGCAUUACCCGCGCGGCAAGCACAUAAUCGAACAGCUCGGCGGCAAGCAGCGCGUGAUGCAGCUUCUCGGGCACGAGGAUCCGAAUGUCAGAUACGAGGCCCUUCUCGCAGUGCAGAAGCUCAUGGUGCAUAAUUGGGAGUAUCUCGGGAAACAAUUGGAGAAGGAACAAACUAACGCAUCCGGAGCGCCCACCAACAAGCCUGGAGCACAAGUGCCGGCGAAGGCCUGAACGUUCGUCCAACUUGUCGAAGUUACUCGACAACUAUUCGAAUUUUCCGAACGGGAUACGAGAGUAUUAUUAGUUCACGUAAUGUAAUCUACAUCCGCUUGCGUAAAAUUCCGCACGCGUAAUUCGAGACACUUACAUUCCUUUUGAUCCUGUGUAAAAAAAAAAGAAAGAAGGUACAGUCGAAUCCACUAUCUCUUCUCGUGCAAUGUAAUUUUGUAACAUAAUUAUUGAUCGGAUUGUGUGUACAGUACUUGUAUAAAUAUAUCGUUUUAAAUCGUAAGGCAAGAGUAGCCGGGCGCCGGCAUAAUCGGAGCUCGUCAUGCGUAAAACUUUAAGCCUGCUAUAAAUAAAUUUGUUCUGAAAUGUUAGAAAAUAAAA
Messenger RNA from Ooceraea biroi (clonal raider ant), 3768 nucleotides. It is a transcript of the gene VhaSFD, whose product is annotated as V-type proton ATPase subunit VhaSFD. Lineage: Eukaryota; Metazoa; Arthropoda; Insecta; Hymenoptera; Formicidae. Gene Ontology annotation, molecular function: proton-transporting ATPase activity, rotational mechanism; protein binding; ubiquitin-like modifier activating enzyme activity. Gene Ontology annotation, cellular component: lysosomal membrane; vacuolar proton-transporting V-type ATPase, V1 domain. Gene Ontology annotation, biological process: proton transmembrane transport. The record is from RefSeq and is a predicted model, not a curated record.